Messenger RNA from Leucoraja erinaceus (little skate), 3204 nucleotides. Its product is annotated as thrombospondin-4-like. Lineage: Eukaryota; Metazoa; Chordata; Chondrichthyes; Rajiformes; Rajidae. Gene Ontology annotation, biological process: cell adhesion. The transcript has 22 exons. The record is from RefSeq and is a predicted model, not a curated record. Gene Ontology annotation, molecular function: calcium ion binding. Bases 156 to 3014 code for a protein of 952 amino acids. Gene Ontology annotation, cellular component: extracellular region.
GAUCACAUCAGGUGGGUGAGGGCAAAGUGCCAGCAUGUCCGGAUGAGAUCAGCCGUCUCUCCAACGCCUUCAGACCGAAGAGGACACACUUCUGCUGAAAACUUUUUUUUUAAAGUUAGCUUACUCGAGUUCAUUGGAAAACCAGAUCCGAAGAGAUGAAGUGGAGUUGUGUGCUAUUGUUUCUCCGGCUUCUGCUGGACGAGUCAGCUGGCAGUUCCUCAACGGACGCAGAACCAGAAAUUCUUGACCUCCUCUCCCUCUCGGAACACAGAAGUUAUGUGGACCUACUCCAACAAGCGCUCACCAAUACUCCAGCAGUCAAUGAUAUUUAUAUCGUGUCAACAUUAAAAGUACAACCAAAAACCCUCGCCGUCGUUUUCGGACUUUAUUCCACAAGGAGCAGCGUUAGAUACUUUGAAUUUUCAGUUUUGGGUCGGCUGAAUAAAGUCAGUGUCCGCUACGUGAAGAGCGACGGGAAGCCGCAGGUGACCACGUUCCACAACGUGCCGCUGGCCGACGGGAAGCGGCACGCGGUGCUGCUGCACGUCAGCGGGCUGCGGCGCGGCCCCGCGGCUGCCGAACUCUACAUCGACUGCACACAGGCCGGCUCCGCCCACAAUCUGCCCCCCAUCUUCACCAAGAUGCCGCAGAACGCAGACUCAAUCGAAAUACGCACAGCUCACAGGCGGGCUCAGGAUUCUGUAGAAGAUGUGAAGUUCGUCUUGGGAGGGUCGAUCAAUAAGGUGGCGGCACUACAGGAUUGCAUGUUGCAACAGAGUGAUGCUGCUGGCAUUGCAGGUGAUUCAGGAAGGCAUUUGGUUGUCCAGAUGACGCAACUCAAUGAAAUGCUUGCAGAAAUGAAGCAGCUGCUCAGACAGCAGGUCACUGAAACCACCUUAUUGCGCUACACCAUUGCUAAAUGUCACGCAUGUGGUAUUGGUUUAACCGAUCUGGAGGAGCUGAACAUGCGGCCCGUGGUCCCCACCACCCCUAAACCGCGCUGCGCCACUGACUCCUGCUUCCGUGGGGUGAAGUGUGUGGACACGAAGGAUGGAUUCCGGUGCGGACCGUGCCCAAAGGGGUUUGUGGGCGAUGGAAUCCGAUGUACCGAUGAAGAUGAGUGUCGGAUCAGCCCGUGUUCUGCUGGAGUUCGCUGUGUGAAUACAUUCCCAGGUUACAAGUGUGAGGAUUGCCCAGCGGGCUACACUGGCCGUAGCGUGUCAGGAGUAGGAGUGGAACACGCAAGGAUACAUAAACAGGUGUGCGUGGACAUGGAUGAAUGCAGCGAUGGAAGGAAUGGAGGCUGUACCCCCAACUCCCAGUGUAUCAACACCAUGGGUUCGUUCAGAUGUGGAGACUGUGAGGGUGGAUACACCGGAAACCAAGUGAGAGGCUGCAAGCCUGAGAAGAGCUGCAACAACAGGCUGCUGAACCCCUGCCACGCCAAUGCACAGUGCUUCCUGGAGAGAGACGGUGUCAUCAUUUGUAUCUGUGGAAUCGGCUGGGCUGGAAACGGCUACACUUGUGGCAAAGACACUGACAUUGACGGAUAUCCUGACCAGGAGCUGAGGUGCGCUGACAAGAGUUGUAGAAAGGAUAAUUGCAUAUUUGUUCCUAAUUCUGGGCAAGAAGAUGCUGAUGGUGAUGGAGGAGGCGAUGCUUGUGAUGAUGAUGCAGAUGGAGAUGGGAUUUUCAACGUGCAGGAUAACUGCGUGCUGGUCCGCAACAUCAAUCAGCUGAAUACUGACGAGGAUAACUAUGGCGAUGCUUGUGAUAACUGUCGAUUGUCGAUUAACAAUGAUCAACGAGACACGGAUAAUGAUGGGAAAGGUGAUGCCUGCGAUGAAGACAUGGAUGGCGACGGGAUUAAAAAUUUCUUGGACAAUUGCCAGAGGGUUCCCAACGUGGACCAGAAGGACAAGGAUAACGACGGCGUGGGAGAUGCUUGUGACAGCUGUCCGGAUGUCAUCAACCCAAACCAGUCAGACAUCGACAAUGACCUUGUUGGAGAUUCCUGCGACACAAAUCAAGACAGCGACGGAGACGGGCACCAGGACAGCAACGACAACUGCCCCACCAUCAUCAACAGCUCCCAGCUUGACACUGACAAGGAUGGGCUUGGAGAUGAGUGCGAUGAUGACGAUGAUAAUGACGGAAUCCCUGAUGUCUUCCCGCCUGGCCCAGAUAAUUGUAGACUGGUCGCCAAUCCUGGCCAGGAGGACGAUAACUUUGACGGAGUUGGGGACAUCUGUGAAGGUGAUUUUGAUCAGGACACCAUCAUUGACAGAAUAGAUGUUUGCCCUGAGAAUGCAGAGGUGACUUUAACCGAUUUCAGGGCGUACCAGACCGUUGUCCUCGAUCCUGAAGGCGAUGCACAAAUUGAUCCAAACUGGGUGGUACUUAACCAGGGAAUGGAAAUAGUACAGACAAUGAACAGUGAUCCUGGCCUGGCUGUGGGCUAUACGGCGUUCAAUGGAGUUGAUUUUGAAGGCACGUUCCAUGUCAACACCAUGACCGAUGACGAUUACGCUGGGUUUAUCUUCGGAUACCAGGACAGUUCCAGCUUCUACGUGGUGAUGUGGAAGCAGACGGAGCAGACCUACUGGCAGGCCACCCCCUUCCGUGCCGUGGCCGAACCCGGCAUCCAGCUCAAGGCAGUCAAGUCCAACACCGGACCUGGCGAGCAUCUACGGAAUGCACUCUGGCACACUGGAGACACCACUGAUCAGGUGCGACUACUAUGGAAAGAUCCCAGAGACGUGGGCUGGAAAGACAAGGUCUCUUACCGCUGGUUCUUGCAACAUCGACCCCAAAUUGGAUACAUCAGGGCACAGUUCUACGAAGGUUCGGAUCUGGUGGCUGACUCUGGAGUUACGAUAGACAGCACCAUGAGAGGAGGUCGGCUGGGCGUCUUCUGUUUCUCUCAAGAAAACAUCAUCUGGUCCAACCUCAAGUAUCGUUGCAACGAUACCAUUCCGGAGGACUUCCAAGCGUUCGGAGCACAGCGGUUGUAGCCAAUCCCUUGCGAGAGGAAAGACAGUGGAGGAGAAAUCCGUGUGGAGAUGGUCCUGAAUAUCCUGAAGUGGGAAAAACAGCUGUGAAAAAUGAAAUGUGUUAUUGAAAGGUGAUUGCCACAGAGGUGGUCUGUCGUUGAGUCAGUCAGGUUGGAUAUGUAUUAAAAACCACAAUAAACAAUUUGAAGAA